AAACAAUGUAACACUUCUUCUACACUAAAGUAAACGAAUGGAGGGGACAGGUUGAUAUUUUCAGCGCUUUUAAAACGAUGGCGUGAUUUAAAAAGUAUGACUGGGAAAAGAAUUCGAUUUUAUUUUUAUUAGAAUUGAAUGUUGCAAUACACAGAUAUGUAUGAAGAAGGCAUUCCUCCAGAAUAUACAGCUAUCACUCUACCAAGAGCGGACUGUGUGUACACGAGCUGUUACUGUGAAGAGAAUGUGUGGAAAUUAUGUGAAUAUAUCAAGGUUCAGGAGAUGUGCCCAUUGGAGGAAGUGCAUGCAAUCUUCAUAUCAAAUGAAAAUAAAACGAUCCCUAUUUGGAAACAGAAAUCCAGCAAAGGGGGUCAACCUGUGAUAUGGGAUUACCAUGUCGUGUUACUGCACUUGAACCCACAUGCACAGAAUUUUGUGUAUGAUCUGGACACCACCCUCCCCUUCCCUUGUCCUUUUGACGUGUACAUGAGAGACGCAUUUCGAUCUGAUGACUUGCUAAAACCAGAAUUUCGAAGGAAGAUGCGGGUCAUACCAGCCGUCACCUACUUAAAGAAGUUUGCUUCGGAUAGAUCUCACAUGAAGUAUGCUAACGGGACAUGGCGUAUGCCCCCACCACCUUAUCCUUGCAUAGAAACAACAGAAUCCAAAAUGAACCUGGAUGACUUUAUCAGCAUGGACCCCAGUGUGGGCUUGGGAAAAGUUUAUAAGCUUCCUGAACUUGUGCAACAUUUUGGAUCCAAAUGAUGCAUUAUGGACAGCAGAAAAUAAACCAUAUGGAAUGUAGAAGACGAGUUGGGAUCGUCGAAGUACAGGAUAAUAACUAACCAGUGGAAGCAAGGGACAAUGUCUGAUUGUGCUGUGAGCAUCAGGGGUAGAGGCAGAAUGUAAAUAAAUGGCUUAUUGUAAACAUAUUGUUUCAUUAAAUUAAACAAGAACCUACCUGAAGCCACUGGAGAAUGUUUAUUUUUUUUUUAUUUUCACUGUUGUAAAAUUCUCAUGUAAUCAUGGACACUAUUUUAUAGUCUUUGAAUUAUAUUCCUUUUCAUUUUUAAAUUUCUUUUCUUGCCUUGAAUAAACACUCUAAAGUC
Molecule: messenger RNA, 1109 nt
Organism: Hemibagrus wyckioides
Lineage: Eukaryota; Metazoa; Chordata; Actinopteri; Siluriformes; Bagridae
Gene: ntaq1
Product: N-terminal glutamine amidase 1
Exons: 6
Coding region: 139-765 (208 amino acids)
Cellular component (GO): cytosol; nucleus
Molecular function (GO): protein-N-terminal glutamine amidohydrolase activity; protein-N-terminal asparagine amidohydrolase activity
Source: RefSeq, a predicted model, not a curated record